This is a messenger RNA of Hibiscus syriacus, 1066 nucleotides long. RefSeq names its product acidic leucine-rich nuclear phosphoprotein 32 family member B-like. Bases 199 to 717 code for a protein of 172 amino acids. The record is from RefSeq and is a predicted model, not a curated record. The transcript has 4 exons. NCBI's taxonomy places the organism in Eukaryota, Viridiplantae, Streptophyta, Magnoliopsida, Malvales, Malvaceae.
UGUUCUCAUCCAAAUCAUUUCUUUUUCAUCCUUCUUGGAAGUCGCAAAAAUCAACCUUGGUAAAUAUCAUUUUUUUUGGAAACCAGAAACCCUAAUCCGGACCGAACCCUAGGAUUUACCCUAACCGAACCCUAACCCAGAUCCAGAAACUGCUCUGCUUAGGAAGUGUGCUUCUGCUUUAGCAUAGUUAAGGCAGCAAUGGAGGUGGGUAGUUUCAGUCCCGUUGAAAAGAGCAUUUGGGUAUGCUCUGUAAUGGAAGCUUUGUUGGCCGAGACUUUAGUUCUGGCUGUAAAGUCUCUUGCUUGCCUUCUCAUGCUGACGGGAUCGGUGCUGAAUGAUAUGAAUGCAUCACUUAAUUUGACUGCAGUAGAUCAGAGGUUUCCAUUUGAUGAACUUCUAAGAAGGGAACAUCCUGGCCCAGAAAACAAAGAUGGCAGUGAUACAGAGGAUGAUGACGAAGAUGAAGAGGACAAUGUAGAUGAUCAAGAUGAUGAUGGUGAUGAUGAGGAUUUCUCAGCGGAAGAAAGUGAAGAAGGGGAUCCCAAGGAUGAGCCUGAAGCCAAUGGGAAUGGAGGGAGCGGUCAAGAGGAUGACGAAGACGAGGAUGAUGACGGGGACGAUGACGACAAGGACGACGACGAUGAGGAUGAAGUAGAGGACGAAGAAGAAGAUGAGGAUGAUGAAGUUCCUCAGCCGCCAUCGAAGAAGAGGAAAUGAAACUGAUCAUUAACCUUCAGAUAUUCUACUAUCUCCUGCUUUUUUUCCUCUGGGUGAGGAAAUUUUAGGGAGGGAGAAUUCAGUUUGUUUGUUUACUUAAGAGUAGAAAAUUCACCAUUCCAAACGAAUUUUAUUUACGGCAUUUGUCAUGUAGUCAUGUUACAGGUGAUUAUGAUGCAUCUCAUUGUAUCUUGAACUAACUGCCGGGUCCUAUUUGUUUAGGAGAACUUCGUAUCGGCUUGAUUAGGUUGUGGGCUUUUGUAGUAUCCCGGUAGCGUUUGAUCAAGCAAUCAAUUGUAAGGUGGAAACUGAAGUUUAUUCAAUUAUGUCAAGUUAGCGUUAUUUAACA